This is a messenger RNA of Gryllus bimaculatus (two-spotted cricket), 6651 nucleotides long. Lineage: Eukaryota; Metazoa; Arthropoda; Insecta; Orthoptera; Gryllidae. The record is from the annotation of a GenBank genome assembly.
GUGAACACGAAGUCUUGCGUUCUUCGAAAAUGUGCCGCGUCAGCCGUCUGGCUGAGCGAUCACAAAAUCGCAUAAAGAGAUAUUGGUGUUGAGCUCAUUCAUACUCAUGAAUGAAAUGUGAUUUGUGGAAUGGAAGUGUCAAAAUCGAGUGUUAAGAAUUGUGUGUACAUUUUUGUGAAUAUCUGAAGUGCAUUGCAAAAGUUAGGGACUUGGCCAAGCAUUAAGUGACUUGGCUGAACAUUCACCUAUCUCACCGCCACAGUCUGUUGUUAUAAAACAUCCGCGGGGAAAGCUGAUCAAAAGCUAUGGAAAAACUUUUUAUUUUAAAUGUUUGCAAUUCGUUACGCAAGAAGAAACCGGAAGUAGCAGUUGAUGACAUUGUGAACUUAACAACAAAAUUAAAUGGGUUCGCCGCCACAAGUGUUUACAGCGUACUGUUCAGGUUCCAUAGGCACAUCUUUAAGAACUCUCAACAACGUCCUAACAGAAGGCAAACAAAGAACCCGACAGAGCACCCUAUAUGGACGAGGACUCUGAAAAUUGGCAAAUCGUUCACGUAUGAGCUGAAUGUGCACCGGUACUCAUGGAAAAUAAUUUGAGCCGGGCGCUGGAAGCAUCAUCACCGACACAUUGCCCCAUUUUAGGGUAGGGCAAACCCCUUCCGGAUGUGCACCUAACCUAUACAUCCAUGUCUUACGCCGGAUUUCAACCAGCAAUCCUCAGUGCUUGAAGACUAGUGCUCUAGCCAAUUGGCUACCAGGGCCAGGGUCAGCUGAAAAGAAUUGGAUGUCCUAAAUCUGACUUGUGUGGACGUGUUCAAAAUGUUUGAUUAUCGGCAAGUAACAUUACGCACACCCAUGGCUCUGGAGUCAAAUACUUGGCUUACAUCAAAUAAUACAGCUGCUGGGGCUGGUAGAGAGCAACAACAGCAGCAACAGCAGCAACAGCAACAACCACAGCCACAACAGCAGCAGCAACCACAGCAACAGCAGCAGCAGCAGCCCCCACAACCACAACCCCAACCCCAGCAGCAACAGCAACCCCCACCUCCACCUCCUCCACAACAGCAGCAGCAACAGCAACAACAGCAACAGCAGCAGCCACCUCCACAACCUCCUCAACCCCAACAACCACCUCCACCUCAACAGCAGCAACCACCACCACCACCUCAACCACAACCCCAACAACAACAGCAGCAACAGCAGCAUACUGGUGUUGUGAAGGCUCGAGAGGAUGCUUUAGUUCAGGUCGCCCAACAUAAUCAAAACUUUGUUACGCAGGAGGAUGUCAACCAGGGUCAACAGCGUGGUUUGCUUAAAAUCCCAAAUUCAGUUGGGAAAUGCUCGAUGUUUACGCAAACUGAGCAGACUAAUAGGUUUACCCAAACAGAACAGCCUUCUGCUCGAUACAGUGGCAGUUGUUUAGAGCCUACUUCAAAUGCUGUGAACUGUAAGACUGAACCAACAACUAUUUUUGAUCCUACAGCCAUGCAGCAACAAGGCACUAAUACACAAAUGUAUGCUGGAAAUGAUAAGAGUAAAGAACCAGACAAAGGCGGAAAUAACCCGACAAAUGAAUUCCCUUUCUGCUACAAUGUCAACAUGCUCCAGAAAGUACACCAGCAACAGGGAGGUGCUGGUGUUCCAGUGGGUGGCAUUGGAGGAGACGAUAAAGGAUGUUAUCGUUUUGAUGUUGCCCAACCUUUUAGUUAUAAUUAUGCAUUGGUGAAUCAGAUGUCUCUUGCUGCUGCUGCAUCAACUGCAACAUUUAAGUGUGAUGUCUGUGGUCUUGCUUUCACCCAUCUCUCCCUUUUAAACCAUCACAAACGAAUACAUAAUACAGCUAAUGUAUCAAGUGGAGGAACUCCAAACACCAAUGCCAAUGAACGUCAGUAUACGUGUGAUAUUUGUGGUGCCAGCUUUAAUUUACCUGGGGAGUUAAAAAGCCAUAAAAAUGGAAUGCAUGGCAAGAAUAGUCAGAAUCAGAAUCAACAGCAUACUCAAAUGAAGUGCUGUGAAUCUUGUGGUGUGGAAUUGGGUUGUGAUCAUCAAAGUGGAAACUGCAGUCCUGGUAAAGGAAAGAAAAAUGGUAAGUUUGUUAAGUGUGAAUCAUGUCAAGAAAUGAAUGCCCCUGCUACAAAUGUGGGAGGAGCACCCACACCUCCUUAUAGUGCUGCAAGUGCUCCCCCACCAGAAGCUGCACACAACACCGUUCUGAACAAUCCAGGUAACCCCGGUAACCCUGGUAAUCCAGGUGUCAUUACAAUAAAACCAGGUCAUCAUCCAGUGAAGCGCAGAGGUGUUGCAAGUGUGACAAAAUGUCAUAAAUGCAAUGGCUCGGGCAUCAUCUUCAUUGGGGGAACACGUAAUAACACAGGAGUUGAUAAACCAUUUCAUUGCAAUGUGUGUGAUGGCACGUUUUCUCGGUAUUCUAGUUUAUGGAGCCACAAACGGUUGCACAGUGGGGACAAACCGUUCAAAUGUGAGAUCUGUGGUCUUGCAUUCGCGAAAGCGGCAUAUUUGAAAAACCAUGGCCGUGUUCAUACUGGCGAGAAACCUUUCAAGUGUGCCGUUUGCGGGAUGCAAUUCUCGCAGUCUCCCCAUCUAAAGAACCAUGAACGGAUUCAUUCUGGUGAACGUCCAUACCAAUGUGAGGUGUGCGAUAAGACGUUCGCACGGCACUCCACACUGUGGAACCACCGUCGCAUCCAUACGGGGGAAAAACCAUAUCGAUGCGAUGUAUGUGGCUCUGCCUUUAAUCAGGCAACUCACCUUAAAAAUCAUGCAAAGGUUCAUACUGGUGAGAAACCACAUCGGUGUGAUAUUUGCGAUGUGGGUUUCUCAGAUCGGUUUGCUCUGAAGCGGCAUCGUAGCAUUCAUGAGAAGUAUGGCCGAACAUCAGCAACCAACACAAGCACCACUAAUGCAAAUGCAACUCAGAACAAUAAUCAAGGUGCUCCAAAUGCUAAUAAUGUCAGUGUUAGUGUGAACAAUGUCAGUGUGAGUGCUGGUACAAACACUAACCCUGCAGCUAAUUCCAAUCCUAACCAACAAGCUAGUAUGGAUGAGUUAUAUAAGUGUGAAGUUGGAGGCCCUAUUGCAUUUCCAGGUUGUUCACGACCACAUGAUGAGAAACAAUGAGAAACAACCAUUGCCAUGGCUAGUAGCAACGUUUCAGGGCCCAGAUAUCAAGAACUAAUUAUUCAAGGAGGGUUAUGAAUAUUUGUUGCUCCUUCAUUCCCCUCUCCAGUAGACAACUAAUAAUUACAAAUUGCCAUAUUGAGUAUCUUGAUCCUGAUUUUAAUAAUUUAUCUUGUGCCAUGUAGAAAUUUAGAUUUAGAGAUCAUUUGUGUCAGAAAAAGGUGUCACAAACUUUACCCAUUUUAAGAAAUUUCAAAUGUUUAACAAAUUAUGUAAAGAAUCAACCUUUUAUUAAUGAUUGGCCAAUAUCCUAAUUCUUUACUAAUGCAGGUGAGCAAAGCUAAAGCACUAGCGCAGGCCUGCCUGAGCUAGAUUUAGGACAUCAUGUUGGGGGCCAUUUCUUUCCUUCUCCUUUCCAUUCUUCCCUCUCCUCUGUGAACAUGCCACACCCACCACCAUGUACCUAGUCUUCCCAGAACUGAGCUUUAAGAAGUAUUGCACAUGGCCCUGGUGGCCCAAGGGCUCCUGUUUUGAGUAGCUGUGCACUAUGUGUUUGCCCCAGUUCUGUAAAAUGUGUCAAGUGUGCUUUUUCUGUUUUUGUUGGGCAAUCUAAAAUGAAAUUCUAUUAGACACCAUACUAUAUUGAUUUGUCAUGUGGCCACCUCGUUUGGAGCCUCUUGAAUUGAAUAGUAUUCCUUAUAGAGGGUUUACAAAUUUUAUUUUUGAAUCAUGCUGCCAUCAUUCAUUCAUAUGAUCAAGAGGGAUACAGUGAAGUCUCACUAUAAAGGCAGCUCCACACAUUUGCUAUUCGGUGAGUAGCAAGCAACCACUCGUCGAAUCUCAAGAUUGUGAAUGAGUUGCUUGCUAUUUGCCAAGUGGCAAGCAUCUGGUGCUCAUCCUACUCACCGUGUGUUGAUUUUUUGUUCACAUCAAAAGAAGCAAACAUUGCCAAACACAUCAGUUGUGCUGGAUUGGGUGAGCUGUUUGGCGAAUACCAAAUAUGUGGAGUUGCCUUAACAGUUACACCGGGGACUGAAAACAAUGGCUGUUGGUGGCAUUUCUGCUCUACAGAGAUUCUGAGGAGUGUUCUAUGAAGAAAUGUCCAUUCAGAGGGGUUUCAUUGUAUUUUGAAGACAAAGGAAAAAAUUAUUGUAAACAGGCCAGGUUAGAUAGCUUUAGUUUCCAGGAAAAAUUAUGUUAACUGGUGAAAAUCAACAUAAAAUAUGUAAAAAGACUUGAUGCAAGACUGUGUAUUUCAAAUAUUGCUAUUUCUUCAUCUAUCAGUCCCAUCCAUUUGUUUGAAAUUAGUUCAAGGUAAAAUACAUUUGAAAGAUUACAUUCUGGUAGAUAAUAUUUCCGUUGAGUGACGAAUUUUCUUUCUUUUUUUCUCCUGGUGCUUUAUUUCAUAUUUCUUACUUUUUAUUUUUAUUUUACUCAGGAUCAAGAUGCUUAAUUUGUUGAACUUGUUAAUUUAAUUUGCGUAUUGAGUUUCAAUUUUGAUGCAGGCCAUAGAGCUAUUUCACAGCAGUUUUAACAAUAUAGAUUUUCUGAAAAAUGUUGAUGGCAAUUGACACCUUAUGAAGACCAUUUUAAAAGUCUACAGCAACUUGAAUGCCUGACAGCAAUGAAGGCUUUCACCAACUUUUUAUGGUAAUAGAGGUGUUGGCAAAUUAUUGCUGGCCCAUUUUUAAAUGAAGUGUUUGAAUUCUCCUACUUGUGUGUUAAACCAAAUUUUAUUGCUUCAAUUCAAUAAGAUUUCUUUGCAUUCGGCUAAUUUUGUAAUAAUUUGUUUAUGAAUAAAAAACAACAAAUUGCUAAAAACCAAUCACGUAUGUAGUAUAUUAGGGAAAAGUUUAUAGUGUUUAGAUACUUGUGUUUUUACACAGUCCUAACUAACUACUUAUCAUUAUGUAUUGUAGUUAAAGUCGUUAAAAAAAUAGACAUUUUCAUGGUAUUAAAUAACAAAAAUGUAUUGUUAUUUGGAGUGAAAGUAAUAUUUUAAUUCUCCUUAGGAGUUUCUGCGACUGAAAGGAAGAGCAUGACCCGAAAAUACUUUGUUUUACUUAUGCUUUAAUGGUUAAGUGUGAAUUGUUGAAUUUCAGAAGAAAUCAAUUAUUCUUUUUGAACAAUUAUUGUUUUUUCUCAACAUUAAUUCAACAUUCAAUAACAAUUUAUCUGUUAUUCACCAAUACUUUAUGCUUUUUAUAAAUGAAACAAAAAAUACAAAUACAAUUCAUAUUUAGUUUUUCAUAUACGUUAAGCAUUCAAAUGUAGAACAAAAAUAUAAUAAUUGAAUUCAUUUUCACAUUAUUACUCUCUGGCUGGCAUGAUGUAAUGCACAUAUUUACAAUUGAAAAAUUUCUUGAAUGGUACUUCUGUAACUGCCCCCCCCCCACACACACACACACACACACACAUACAUAUCUUAAGCAGUUAAAAUUCUUUGAUUCUUAUAAUGGCCUUUGUCUAUAAUACUGAAGGCUACUUCUCUGGAUUCAAGUGUACUCAAGGGCCUAAUAAUUCCAGUGGAAUGUGUGCAGGACAUGAACUAUGCCCAGUAAUGAGAUUUUGUAAUCAACUUCACAUAUUAAAUUAACUCAGGUGCUGAGAUAUUUCUUCAGAUUUCAGAGUGUGGUUCUAAUUACUACUGAGACAACCAACCAUGACCUACCAUUUUCGGAGUAUUUCAGAUUUUCUCUGGAGAUAAAAUUACUUUUUAUUUUUUCUAUCUCCAUCAGAUAUGCUAUGGAAUCUGCUUGGAAUAGCCAUGUCUACUAGCAAUACCUCUUCUCUUUAUUUCUAUCAUCGUUGUUGUUGUUAUUAUUAUUAUUAUUAUUAUUAUUAUUAUUAUUAUUAUUAUUCCUGUAAUUCACGACUUCAGAUGUUAUGAGUAGGUUGGUAUCUACUCCAGGUUGCAACCAGCUUCCUAAGGAGCAGAUCUUUGGGUUGUCGGUGCCUCUACAAUAUUUCGUGCAAGAUGUGGGCUGCUCCCAAUAAAACAAUGUCUUGUACUUUCCAGUCUUUUCAAUGACCUGCAAGUUAAGCCAGUUUCUUACACAAAUUUUGUGGCAAAAAUCCCAGUGCUUGAUAACUAUCGGUAUGACCUGUCCAUAUACUCCCCACACUCGGCUGAUCUCGAUUUCCAAACUCUUAUGUUUAAGACAUUUCUGUCUCCUUAGUUACCACAUUUUGGUCACAUGGCACAUCAACAUCUAAAAGUAUACAUGUUUUUUUCUUCAAAUCCCAGAUAACAAUAUCCACUUUGUUGGCUGCUAUCAUGUGAUCAGUUUGGAUUUGUUGGUCGUACAAAAUUGCACACAGCCCAAUAGAUGUCACCAGUUUUGGUGAGUGUUUGAACUUUUUGGAGCAUGUGUCUGGACCAUGAGAGUGCAUUACAGAUCUGCCAGUGGAGGUUAUUACACACCUUAUUGUGUCUUUUCAAGUAUUCAGUCUUUGCUAGAUUUGGACAAGAUGAGACAAUAUGAUUAAUGGUUUCUUUGUGAUUCUAACA